AUGUCCGGUUUUGGAAUGCCAGCCAGUAACACGUUUGAAGAAUACUUUAGAUGCUAUCCAAUUGCAAUGAUGCCUGAUUUAGUUCGCAAGGAUGAUGCAAACUAUGGAGGCAAGAUCUUUUUGCCACCAUCAGCAUUGAACAAGUUAACAAUGUUGCACAUCAGAUACCCUAUGUUGUUUGAGCUUAGAAAUGAACAGAAAGAUCUUUUGACACACAGUGGUGUUUUGGAGUUUACCAGUGAAGAAGGAAGAUGUUACAUCCCUCAAUGGAUGAUGGACACGUUACAACUACAACCAGGAAGCUUGAUCAAAAUCAGGAAUUGUGAUCUUAGUUUAGGGAAAUUUGUCAAAAUAGAACCACAAAGUGUAGACUUUUUGGAUAUUAGUGAUCCCAAAGCAGUGUUGGAGAAUGUUUUGCGAAAAUUUUCAACAUUGACCGUGAAUGACGUGAUUGAAGUAAAUUAUAACGAUUCCAUAUACGGAAUUAAGGUUUUGGAAGUGAAGCCAGAGAGUUCAACUCAUGGUAUUUGUGUUGUGGAGACUGAUUUAGAGACCGAUUUUGCUCCUCCGGUUGGAUAUGUGGAGCCUGAAUAUAAACCGAAAAGUGUCACACCAUCACUGCUGAAACCGAUCGACCCAUCUAGUGUAAAUAGAGGAGCUGGUGCUGCUACAAUGGCCAAAUCUAUCAAUUAUGCGCAAAUCGUGGGCGAUGCGAUAUCGAAUAGUGGAUCAGCUUCAAAAUUCGGAGGAUCGGGGCAAAAGUUAUCGGGGAAGAAAGUGGAGGAUACCAAAUCUUUAAAUGGAAAAUACACAAUGGAUGAUUUGGAUCCUAAUGCUCCUGCAGUGCCAUUAACUCUACCUGAUAAUCAGCUAUUCUUUGGAUUUCCUGUGGUUUUACCUACUCAAGAGGAGAUUGAUGAAGGCAUGAGGGAUGAAGCGAAAAGUAAAGAGGCAUUUGCCGGAUCUGGUCAGUCUUUGCGACAAAGCAAAAAGAGAAAGGAUAAAAAUACAAGCCAUCCAUCAUUAAAAAACCAUGAACGAAGUCCCGAGGUUAUAGAGAUUGAUUGA
Molecule: messenger RNA, 1068 nt
Organism: Lodderomyces parapsilosis
Lineage: Eukaryota; Fungi; Ascomycota; Pichiomycetes; Serinales; Debaryomycetaceae
Product: polyubiquitin-binding protein
Exons: 1
Coding region: 1-1068 (355 amino acids)
Cellular component (GO): VCP-NPL4-UFD1 AAA ATPase complex
Molecular function (GO): polyubiquitin modification-dependent protein binding
Source: RefSeq, a predicted model, not a curated record